Ricinus communis (castor bean) is the source of this 2056-nucleotide messenger RNA. Its product is annotated as probable L-cysteine desulfhydrase, chloroplastic. The record is from RefSeq and is a predicted model, not a curated record. Lineage: Eukaryota; Viridiplantae; Streptophyta; Magnoliopsida; Malpighiales; Euphorbiaceae. The transcript has 2 exons. The coding region runs from base 202 to 1572 and encodes 456 amino acids.
UGUCGCCAAAAAGGACCAAGUAGAAGAUGACGGCUGAGGAAGCAUUGCCAUUUUCAGUUAAUGGUUAUUUCCAUUUGUCACCAAAUCAUUAUUUUUCUCCACAAUCAUCAUCGUCUUUUUUGACCCUUUCCUGCUCCACUCUCUGCUUCCUCUAUGUCAUCUCCCCAUCUAUCCAAACCCUAAUUCCCUCUCCAAAAUCCAAUGGCCACCAAUAAAACACACAAAAACCACACCUUCAACGGCGACUCCACCACCACCACAACAAAGAAACCAAAACUUUCGCCAGCAGUUAUCACCGAAUCCGAAAUCCAAUCCGAAUUCUGCCAUCAUGACGCCUCCGUCGCUAGAAUUAACAACGGCAGCUUCGGUAGUUGCCCUAACUCCGUCAUUUCCGCACAACAUGACUGGCAACUCCAGUUUCUUGAACAACCAGACAAUUUCUACUUCAAUAAACUGAAACCAGGAAUCCUUCACUCUCGAUCAAUCAUCAAAACCUUAAUCAACGCUAAUCACGUUGACGAGGUCUCUCUCGUCGACAACGCCACCACCGCUGCCGCAAUUGUUUUACAGAGAAUCGCUCGGUCAUUCUCCGAAGGUAGAUUUAAUAAAGGUGACGUGGCAGUUAUGCUUCAUUAUGCAUAUGGAGCAGUUAAAAAAUCUGUUGAAGCAUAUGUUACACGCGCUGGAGGUCACGUGAUUGAAGUUCAGCUACCGUUUCCGGUGAAGUCGGAGGAGGAAAUUGUAACUGAAUUUAGGAAAGCAUUGGGAAGAGGGAAAGAGGAUGGUAAAAAAGUAAGAUUAGCUGUAAUUGAUCAUGUUACUUCAAUGCCUAGUGUAGUUAUUCCUGUUAAAGAGUUGGUUAAAAUUUGUAGAGAGGAAAAUGUUGACCAAGUCUUUGUUGAUGCUGCUCAUGGAAUUGGGUGUGUUGAUGUUGAUAUGAAAGAAAUUGGUGCUGACUUUUACACUAGUAAUCUGCAUAAAUGGUUUUUUUGUCCUCCUUCGGUUGCUUUUUUGUAUUGUAGAAAGUUCGAUAAAGGCGGUCUAGGUACUAAUAAUGAUGAUGAUUUACAUCAUCCUGUUGUAUCUCAUGAAUAUGGUAAUGGGCUAGCUGUAGAAAGUGCUUGGAUUGGAACUAGAGAUUAUAGUGCUCAAUUAGUAGUUCCUUCAGUUUUGGAAUUUAUCAACAGAUUUCCAGGUGGGAUUGAGGGAAUUAAGAAAAGGAAUCACGAGACUGUGGUGGAAAUGGGGAAAAUGUUGGCUAAAGCUUGGGGGACCCAUCUUGGUUGCCCGCCUGAGAUGUGCGGGAGUAUGAUUAUGGUUGGAUUGCCUGUUUCGUUGAGAAUUUUUAGUGAGUCUGAUUCUUUGAAGUUGAGGACCCAUUUGAGGGAUAAGUUGGGUGUAGAAGCUCCUAUCUAUUUUAGAGCUCCUAAAGAUGAGGAGGUUGAUUGUGUUACUGGCUAUGCUCGGAUUUCUCAUCAAGUUUACAACAAAGUUGAGGAUUAUUACAAGUUUAGGGAUGCUGUCAACAAAUUGGUUAGUGAUGGCUUCACUUGUGCAUGUCUCCCUGAUUGAAGAGCUCAGGGAGGUAUGCUAGAAGUAUUCCGAUGAAUGAUAGCAACUAUUCUUGGGCAGUGGUCAUGGUUUCGGUACCAUGAAGCAUCAAUGUCACCCCACCCCCACUUCAAGAAAAUAAAACAAAGACGCUGAGAAACAAACUGCAGACAGGCGCCUGCAUCGAAGUUGCCAGCAUUUCUUUUCUUAAAGUUUUAUGAACUUUGUCAGUUGUACUAGAAAGAGAUAUUGACUGUACUAUAUGAUAAUUUUAGCAUUUGUAACUCUUCAACCAUGUAAAUGGACAUGACUCCUUCACAAAACCAUGAAUUUGCUUGCGUGCUGCAUUAAUGUGGGCUUGUAGAAGUUAUAAUCAUCCUUCUGGAUCUUACAUGUCAGGUUAAGGUGGCAUCUCCAGCUGAUUUGCUGAAUUUCAUUAAACAUUCAGUUGGAGAAACUUGCUGAUUCUGACGCAUUUGGAAUACCAUGUAUAAACUUUUACGUC